Messenger RNA from Lycium barbarum (goji berry), 1134 nucleotides. RefSeq lists its product as uncharacterized. The record is from RefSeq and is a predicted model, not a curated record. The transcript has a single exon. Lineage: Eukaryota; Viridiplantae; Streptophyta; Magnoliopsida; Solanales; Solanaceae. The coding region runs from base 1 to 1134 and encodes 377 amino acids.
AUGCAUCAACCCGUGGGUUUCCGAGACCCUACACACCCUGACUAUGUCUGCUUACUAAAGAAGUCCUUAUAUGGCCUCAAGCAAGCUCCCCGAGCCUGGUACAAACGAUUUGCUGACUAUGUUUCUAGUAUUGGUUUCACCCACAGCAAGUCUGAUCAUUCUCUGUUCAUCCACCGAAAAGGUAUUGAUAUGGCGUAUCUUCUUUUGUAUGUGGAUGAUAUCAUCUUAACUACCUCCUCUGAUGAUCUUCGCAAGUCUAUCAUGACACUUCUCAACUCUGAAUUUGUUAUGAAGGAUUUGGGACCACUCAGUUAUUUCUUGGGAAUAGCAGUUACUCGUCAUGCAGGUGGCUUAUUUUUAUCUCAAAAGAAGUACGCCGAAGAGACCAUAGAACGAGCUAGCAUGUCGUCUUGUAGGCCAAGUGCCACGCCAGUUGACACCAAACCGAAGUUAAGUGCCACCUCUACCUCACCGUUUAAGGAUCCUUCACUUUAUCGCAGCCUGGCAGGUGCACUGCAAUAUCACACGUUCACGAGACCAGACAUUUCGUAUGGUGUGCAACAUAUUUUUCUAUUCAUGCAUAACCCGAUGGAGGUCCACAUGAAUGCUCUCAAACGUAUUGUGCGCUAUAUUAAGGGCACUCUUGAUCAUGGCUUGCAUAUUUAUCCAUCUAAACCCACCACUCUCAUUUCGUAUACGGAUGCAGAUUGGGGUGGUUGUCCGGAUACUAGGCGUUCGACUUCUAGUUAUUGUGUCUUUCUCGGUGAUAAUGUCAUUUCUUGGUCCACCAAGCGGCAGGCCACCAUGUCUCGAUCUAGUGCGGAGGCCGAAUAUCGAGGGGUAGCCAAUGUUGUUGUUGAGUCUUAUUGGCUACGCAAUAUGCUUCUAGAACUUCAUUGUCCAAUACGAAAGGCUACGUUGGUGUACUGUGAUAAUGUUAGUGCCAUAUAUCUAUCUGGCAAUCCUGUUCAACAUCAAGCACUAAGCAUAUCGAGAUGGAUAUUCACUUCGUCCGUGAACAAGUUGCUCGUGGUCAUGUACGUGUCCUACAUGUCCCAUCGCGCUAUCAGAUCGCGGAUAUAUUUACUAAAGGUCUUCCCUUGGUUCUAUUUGAAGAUUUUCGCGACAGCCUAA